Oncorhynchus nerka (sockeye salmon) is the source of this 1485-nucleotide messenger RNA. RefSeq names its product NLR family CARD domain-containing protein 3-like. Gene Ontology annotation, biological process: intracellular signal transduction. The record is from RefSeq and is a predicted model, not a curated record. The coding region runs from base 16 to 1470 and encodes 484 amino acids. The transcript has a single exon. Lineage: Eukaryota; Metazoa; Chordata; Actinopteri; Salmoniformes; Salmonidae.
CAAGAUGUGGAUAUCAUGUUUGUUCUUCCUUUCUGGGAGCUGAACUUGAUUAAAGAUCAGCAGUACAGUCUGCUUGGACUUCUAAAUUUCCACACAGAACUAGACAUAGGCAAUGCAAAGAAACUCACUGCCUGUAAAUCUAUGUUCAUCUUGGAUGGUUUGGAUCAGAGCAGAUUUCCAUUGGAUUUCCAGCGCAACAAAAAGGUGUCUGAUGUCACACAGACAUCGUCUGUUGAUGUUCUGCUGACAAACCUCAUCAAGGGGAAUCUGCUUCCCUCUGCUCUCCUUUGGAUAACCUCCCGACCAGCAGCAACCAAUCAGAUCCCCCCUCAGUGUGUUGACCAGGUGACAGAGGUACGAGGGUUCAAUGACCCACAGAAGGAGGAGUACUUCAGGAAGAGAUUCAGUGAUGAGGACCUGGCCAGCAGAAUCAUCUCACACAUAAAAACAUCAAGGAGCCUCCACAUCAUGUGCCACAUGCCAGUGUUCUGUUGGAUUUCUGCAACAGUCCUUGAACACAUGUUGAGUACAGACAAGAGCAGAGAGAUGCCCACGACUCUGACUGAGAUGUCCAUACACUUCCUGGUCAUUCAGACCAGCCUGAAGAACCAGAAGUAUCAUGGAAGAGGUGAGAUGGAUCAAGAGGAGCUCGUGGAGUCAGAUAAGGAGAUUAUUCUGAAGCUGGGGAAGCUGGCGUUUGAACAUCUGGAGAAGGGUAAUCUCAUGUUCUGUGAAGAAGACCUGAAAGAGUAUGGCAUUGAUGUCAAAGAAGCCUCAGUGUACUCAGGAUUGUGCACACAAAUCUUUAAAGAAGAGUCUGUGUUCUUUCAGAGAGUGGUGUACUGCUUUGAUCAUCUGAGCAUUCAGGAGUUUCUCUCAGCUGUCUACAUAUACCAUUGUUACACAAACAAGAAAAUGGAUGCACUGAAGCCCUUCCUCAAGAGAAAGUCUAGAGCUGCGUAUGAAGAGCUAACCUUGGAUGAGCUGCUGAAGAGUACCGUGGAUAAAGCCUUGAAGAGUAAGAAUGGACACCUGGACCUUUUUGUCUGCUUCCUUCAUGGCAUGUCACUGGAGUCCAAUCAGAAACUCCUACGAGGUCUGGUGACACAGACAGAAAGCAGUCCAGAGAGCGUUGAGAAAACGAUCCGAUCCCUUAAGGUGAUGCAGAAGAACAUGUCCCCUGAGAGGUGGAUUAAUCUCUUCCACUGUCUGAUAGAGAUGAAAGACCAGUCAGUCCAGGAGGAAAUCCAAGCAUACUGGAGGUCAGAGAACACAUCCGAAAUCCUCACACUUUCUCACUGUUCAGCACUGGCCUACAUGCUGCAGAUAUCAGAGGUGGUUCUGGAUGUGUUUGACCUGAAGGAAUACAAGACGUCAGAGGAGGGCCGUAGGAGACUGCUCCCUGCUGUAAGAGGCUGCAGGAAAGCUCUAAGUAUUCAUGUCAAUAUCGCAUACCAGAAUAAAUUGUAGUUACAGCAGCAUUUU